AUGGCCAAACUUCCAGUAGUGCUGUACUACUCCAUCAUCUCCUGCGUCAUCUCCUGCGUCAUCUCCUGCGUCAUCUCCUGCGUCAUCUCCUGCAUCAUCUCCUGUAUCAUCUUCUCCUCCUCCCCUCAGUAUUCUCCUAGUAAUAAUGACCAAACGUUUCCCAGUGACCUUACACUGGUACAAGUGAUGAAGAAGGACCCUUGGUCAUCCAUGCUGAGAACAAUCUGUGAGUUCCCUGACAGUGAAAAUCACCACAGCCACCAGGAAGGCCAUAUGAGCCUUACUAAACAUAUCCGAUCUCACACUGGAGAGAAACCUUAUGAAUGUAAAGAAUGUGGGAAAGCCUUUAGAUGUUCCUCAAAGCUCAAACAUAAAAGAACACACAGUGGGGACAGACCUUAUGAGUGUAAGGAAUGUGGAAAAGCCUUCAAAUACUCCUCAGGCCUCAAUGUACAUAAAAAAAUACAUAGUGGAGAGAAGCCUUAUGAAUGUGAUGAGUGUGGAAAAGCAUAUCGCCACUCCUCAACCCUCGUUAUACAUAAACGAUCUCACAGUGGAGAGAGGCCUUAUGAAUGUCAGCAAUGUGGGAAAGCCUUUAUUCAAUCCUCAGACCUCGGUGCACAUAUGAGAUCUCACCGUGGAGAGAAGCCUUAUGAAUGUAAGGACUGCGGGAAAACCUUUAGUCACUCCUCGUCCCUCAAUGCACAUAUCAGAUCUCACUUUGGAGAGAAGCCUUAUGAAUGUAAGGAAUGUGGAAAAGCCUUUACUCAAUCUGGAAGCCUCAAAGUACAUCAAAGAUAUCACAAUGGAGACAGGCCUUAUGAGUGUAAGGAGUGUGGGAAAACCUUCAUUCAAUCCUCACACCUCAGUGAUCAUAAAAAAACACACAGUGGAGAGAAGCCUUAUAAAUGUAACGACUGUGGAAAAGCCUUUCAUCAGUCCACAACCCUUAUUGUACAUACACGAUCUCACAGUGGAGAGAAGCCGUAUGAAUGUGAGAAAUGUGGGAAAACCUUUAGAUAUUCCUCCAUUCUCAGUGCACAUGUAAGAUCUCAUCUUGGAGAAAGGCCGUAUGAAUGUAAGGAAUGUGGGAAAGCCUUUAUUCAUUCAUCACACCUCACUGCACAUAUAAUAUCUCAUAGUGGAAGGAGGCCUUAUGAAUGUAAGGACUGUGGGAAAGCCUUUACCCGGUCUUCACAUCUCAGUAGGCAUGAAAAAACGCACAGUGGAGUGACAAAACUCCUAGACACACCCAAGUGGAAAAUGGUGUUGCAUCAGGUCAUGACUGAGUUCUUGAGGAAGAUAGUCAGCAUUCACCAAAAGGAAGCGGAAGUGGCGUCACUGCCCGGCGCCAUAUUCCUUUGCGUUUCGGUCUCCGCGGUCGCUGAUGCCCUUAUUCGUUUGUUCCGCUCCCGGAGUGCAGGCAACACAGGAGGCCCUGCUGGGAUCGAAGCUGCUUACUCCGGCUCGCCUGCUCAGGGCCGGCCUCUUCGUCGUCCCGGGGCUGCUCCCGAACCGGGGCAUCUCCUGGAGCCGCGCUGGUCCGACUCGGCCCGGAGAAGCCUGGCUGUGUCUCGGUGCAUUCCCAGGUAA
Messenger RNA from Chrysochloris asiatica (Cape golden mole), 1593 nucleotides. RefSeq names its product zinc finger protein 699-like. The record is from RefSeq and is a predicted model, not a curated record. NCBI's taxonomy places the organism in Eukaryota, Metazoa, Chordata, Mammalia, Afrosoricida, Chrysochloridae. The coding region runs from base 1 to 1593 and encodes 530 amino acids. Gene Ontology annotation, biological process: regulation of transcription by RNA polymerase II. Gene Ontology annotation, molecular function: DNA-binding transcription factor activity; RNA polymerase II cis-regulatory region sequence-specific DNA binding. The transcript has 6 exons.